Onychomys torridus (southern grasshopper mouse) is the source of this 484-nucleotide messenger RNA. Its product is annotated as late cornified envelope protein 3D-like. The transcript has a single exon. The record is from RefSeq and is a predicted model, not a curated record. The coding region runs from base 5 to 289 and encodes 94 amino acids. Gene Ontology annotation, biological process: epidermis development. NCBI's taxonomy places the organism in Eukaryota, Metazoa, Chordata, Mammalia, Rodentia, Cricetidae.
CAAGAUGUCCUGCCAGCAGAACCAGAAGCAGUGCCAGCCUCCUCCCAAGUGCCCCUCCCCCAAGUGCCCCCCAAAGAGCACAGCACAGUGUCUGCCUGCAGCCUCCUCCUGCUGUGCUACAAGCUCUGGGGGCUGCAGUAUCCCCAGCUCUGAGGGAGGCUGCUUCCUGAGCCACCACAGGCGCAGGUCCCACAGAUGCAGGCGCAGGAGCUCCAGUUCCUGUGACCGUGGCAGUGGCCAGCAGUCUGGGGGCUCAGGCUGUGGGCACAGCUCUGGGGGCUGCUGCUGACCUGGAUCCUGAGGCUGAAGCAUGAGAAUCUGGAGGAAACAGGAGUCCCAAAGGCCAAGGGAAGCACAGCCUGCCUUGUCUUGUUGGUUCCUGGAGGCCCUUCUCUACCUGUCAGAUGCCCAGGGCCCCUAACCCCUACCCUUAAUGUAGAGUGGCAGUGCCUAUCCCUGACUCUGACCAAGAAUAAAGCUUCUA